Pleurotus ostreatus (oyster mushroom) is the source of this 585-nucleotide messenger RNA. RefSeq lists its product as uncharacterized. The transcript is spliced from 4 exons. The record is from RefSeq and is a predicted model, not a curated record. Lineage: Eukaryota; Fungi; Basidiomycota; Agaricomycetes; Agaricales; Pleurotaceae. Bases 1 to 585 code for a protein of 194 amino acids.
AUGCGUGUAGGCACCUCGGAUGCUGCACUGCGUGGAAACGAGGAGUCUGUGAUUUGGUCCCCCAAGUUUCUGCUAUCCCCUCCUUUCGACAUCGACACUACUACAUCGACAUCCGUUAUUAAGAUGAAGUUCACUGCUGCCACGAGUAUCUUGGUCCUCCUUGCAGGCUAUGUGUCCGCACAAGGCGCGACGUCGUUCACGCAGCCAGUCGAAACGACCUUGGAUGAGCCAUCAGCAACUCCAACCUUGCCCGGUGGGACCACAGCCGAGUCGUCUCUAAUUGUGGACCCGACAGUGGGCUCGUCGUCCAUUGAUACCGAACUGCCUAUCACGGAGUCAACCGACAGCUUGGUCACCAUCCAGACCUCUCUGCCUGGCACCGACUCCACGUCCUUGCCACCCAUCUCCGUCACUUCAACGCCGUUGACCACCGCCUCCGUCAGCCGUUCGACAUUGCUCCCAGCUAGCGGCACUACGACCUCCAGCGCACCAAACCAGUCGCAAACAGGCAACUCAGCUGCUGGCAUGACGGGCAACGGUGUGGCAGUUGGCGCAAUUGGCCUCGCGCUUGGGUUGAUGCUGUAA